Molecule: messenger RNA, 1008 nt
Organism: Psylliodes chrysocephalus
Lineage: Eukaryota; Metazoa; Arthropoda; Insecta; Coleoptera; Chrysomelidae
Source: the annotation of a GenBank genome assembly
AUGACCGGUAAACGCCGAAAUUUGACUGAAAAUUAGUGUGAAAUUAAAAAUAAAAUUAGAAAAUUUGAAAAGUGGAUGGAGGGAUUGUAUGAAUCAAGUAAAUCUGAUGAUGGCGAUUCCAAUAAUUCUAAUCCGGAAUUAACCAGAAAUCAAAAACAAUCCGUUCGUCGCUUGUCUAGUAGUUCUAGUGACGAAGAAUAUACACGAAAUCCAGUUAUUGUUACCGCUGAUGUUCAUCAGUCAAAAAAGGCGGAGGAAAUAUCGCAAUUGUUAGGGGAAGAACCGUCGCUUAAUACAGUUUUUGGAGAUACGAUAAGUAAUUAUAUUGUAUCUAGAUGGUCAGCUUAUUUGAGUAAAGGGUUGGAGAAGGAAUUAAGAGAAACUCUUGCAGAAAAAUGGCGUAUUCCGGAAAACUGCCCUCUUCUUUGUGCCCCCAAAGUAAAUAAUGAAAUUUUAGGAUUAUAUUCAUCGACAGAUUUGCGUAAAGAUAAUUUUCUAUCUGCAGUGCAAGAUAAAAUGGGGAAAGGGUUAAGCGCCUUAGGUUUUGCGCUAGACGUUAUAUUAAAACAUCAGAAUUCAGAAAAUAUUAAUCUAGAAAACGAUAUUUUGCCCGCAAUUGUUGACUCCGCGAAAUUAUUUUGCGAAUCUCAUUUUCUAGUUUCUCGUCAUAGAAGAUAUGAAAUUUUGCUAGCUAUGAAAGAAACUGUAAUGAAAAUUGCUGAGGAAUCGGUGCCGGAUAGUUUUUUGUUUGGUUUAGACUUCAAUGAAAAAUGUGAAUCAGCUCAGACAGCACAACAUGCUCUAAAGGACUACAAGGCAAAGACUCCCUCGAGGAUUAAGAAUUCAAAAUUUAAUUCGUCGAAUUUUUUAAACUCGAAGCGUCCUUAUCAAAAACACAAAAUCAGAGAGAGCACAGAGUACAGGUACAAGCGAAAACAGCCGGAAUACAGGUACAAUCCAGGGACACGGAGGACACAGUACCAGAGGAUAUAGAACAAACGAAUAUAA